AUGGUCCUCCUCCAACAACUCAUUACUGUCGCGCUCUCCGCCAUCGCAGAUCCAGCCUCCGACGACCCCAUCCACGAAUGCCUCAGUCACGACCUCAAAGCUCAUCGGGAACUUAUAUUAGACACUCCAGAUAAGGCUCUGGAGCUUGCCGACGCGAACCUACGCGUUUUCCCAUUCAAAGAUGUUGAAACAUGUUGGCGACGCCUAUACACGGACGCGAGUAUCGUCAAAGCAUGUCUCAGCAUAUGCAACAACAUUGGGUUUCCACGCGAAGAAAACUCGCAUAAAGAGGGUGUAAUGCACAAUACAUCACUUGGCUCUCACUUGUUUGGCUAUAUAAACAACAAUCCGAGUAGCGAAAAGGAGGAGACGCUGAAAAUACCUCCCGAUGCGCCGUGGUUGUCCCCGACUGUUCACAUUCUCGACAAAGCCUUGAUUAUGACCGGUGCCCCCCUACGCGAGUCGCUUAUUGAAUCCCUUCUUGAUGCACUCCAGAAUGCCACUACCUCCUAUAGAAAGGGAACGGCCGACCCCGAAUACUCUCAGGGUGGUGACGACGACCGAGCCGCCAAACGCAGAAAACUCUCGCCUCCGCUGUUUUUACCAGAUGCUAUUCCCGGCCCCGGGCUGAAGAAUCCCAUACCUCGCAUCUCGGCACCGUCCUUCGACUCAAUCGAACGUCAUAUCCGCCAUGUCAGGACUCCGCUGGUUAUUACCGACGCGGUGGAGCAUUGGCCGGCGAUGUCGACUAGACCGUGGGCCUCGAAAGAUUAUUGGUUUGAUCGCACUUUUGGGGGCCGGAGACUUGUUCCAGUGGAAAUCGGGAGAUCAUAUACAGACGAGGGCUGGGGCCAGCGGAUUAUGCAGUUCGGGGAAUUCGUCGACCGCUAUAUCUGGCGUGGGCAGAUGCAGUUUUCGAAACAAUCUGACGGUGAAUUCGGCCAAGACGGAGUCGAAGAAGACCUUACUGGUUACCUGGCGCAGCACGACCUAUUAGCGCAGAUUCCAGCCUUGCGAAAGGAUAUCUGUGUUCCUGAUUAUUGUUACAUUGAUCCACCGGGGCCGGAACCCGGGACGCCAGUGUACUUGAAGAAAAAGCAGGCGCAAGAAGCGAAACUCAAGGAAAUGGGUUCACAGGCGACAUCUACUAGUCGUACGGGGCAGGAUAGCUCCCACAAUGACAAUGACAAUGCGUCAGAUUGCUCGGCUUCGGAGCGGGGCCUCCCUGCCGAUCCGAUCAUUAAUACCUGGAUCGGCCCUUCCUGGACUAUAUCGCCUCUCCACCAUGACCCCUACCAUAACAUCCUGGUUCAGGUCGUGGGCGCUAAGUAUGUCCGCCUCUACUCUCCCCGGACACCUACGUCCCAGAUCUAUCCGAAGGGAAUGGAAGCUGUUCAUUCGUCGUCUUCUGAGGGCAGAGAUGGUCAAACCCAUGGUGGUGAAGGAAAAGCCAGCGAGCCACGCCUCAUAGAUAUGUCCAAUACGUCACAGGUCGACCUCGCAGCCAUUGAACUCUCCCCGGCCGAGUCCGAGCAAUGGGACGCCAUAUGGCCCGGCUUUAUGCAGGCGGAAUAUGUCGAAACAGUUCUCAGGGAAGGCGAGUGCUUGUAUAUUCCCAUUGGGUGGUGGCAUUAUGUCCGUGGCUUGAAGGCGGGAAUCAGCGUUAGUUUCUGGUGGGAGUAA
Aspergillus alliaceus is the source of this 1683-nucleotide messenger RNA. RefSeq names its product putative JmjC domain protein. Gene Ontology annotation, molecular function: 2-oxoglutarate-dependent dioxygenase activity. Lineage: Eukaryota; Fungi; Ascomycota; Eurotiomycetes; Eurotiales; Aspergillaceae. Bases 1 to 1683 code for a protein of 560 amino acids. The record is from RefSeq and is a predicted model, not a curated record. The transcript has a single exon.